Messenger RNA from Megalobrama amblycephala (Wuchang bream), 3349 nucleotides. RefSeq lists its product as uncharacterized. The transcript is spliced from 2 exons. The record is from RefSeq and is a predicted model, not a curated record. Lineage: Eukaryota; Metazoa; Chordata; Actinopteri; Cypriniformes; Xenocyprididae. The coding region runs from base 1067 to 2863 and encodes 598 amino acids.
UUCUUUUUUGUAUAUUUGAUGAUAUUGCAACUUUGUCUGAGAAGGUCAAUCUUAACAUACUGUCCUGUUACCUAAAUUAUUUUUUAGAUGUUAUUUGUUUAUUUUAAAUUUACAAAUGUUUGAUAAAUCACUAGAAUUUGCUUUUUAUCCUCAUGCUAUUAGCAUGUAUGCUAUGUGGCUAUAUUUCAUGUAUUUGCUAAUGAUAUGCUAAAAACUCAGUCCUGUUACCUUCAGUCCUGUUACUCAUAUAAACCAUAACAGGACUGAGUAAUAGGUAACAGGACUGAGUAUCAUCAUAUGGUGUAUUGAUUUAUUAGUGUGAAUAUAAGUUUAUGUAAUACAAUUUACUCAAUUUUUAAGUUUUACAGUUACUUAAGUUGUAGUUGUAGUUGUCAGUUUUACAAUGUGAAUACCAUGCUUACAGGGAGCCAAUCCACCACUAAGUGCUGCAGAAAAGCAGCGACUCUAUCGCGCUCAUCGCAAUGCAGACCCAGAGAGGAAACAGAAAUAUUUAGAGAGAGAAUGUGAAAAAUACAGGAGGGACAUUGAGUCAGGCAGGAGGAAACUAAUCAGUGACCUCAGUCAGAGAGCAAAGCGAAGACGUCGCAGACAGUGGAGGGAGGAUUACCAUAGGAUCAAGGACAGGAAAGAAGCCCUCCAACAUCUCGUCACCCCUCCGCACAGCCCCCAGUUAUCACCAGAGCAAGCAGUACAUCCAGAGCCAAGCACUUCCAGGCAACAUGAUCAAGGGCAGAGAAGAAUCCGGAAAACACGAAAGAAGCUUCAUAAACAAAUUCAAGAACUAAAGGUUCUGUUGAAAAAAGAAACCAAAAAAACACAAAAGUACAAGAAAAAACUCCAACGCAUUAAAAAGAAAAAUGCAUCUCCACGCACAAAGGUAAACAAAAAAUUGAAAGAUGUUUCAAGUGUGGCCAUUCGGAAGACUCUUUUGUUUCAUGAAGCUCUGGUGGAGGACAUACGAAACAAUUACAAAAAUGCACAGGGGGAGAGGGAAAAGCAAAUCGUUUCAAAAGUGAUAACAGGAAAAGUUCUGAAAAAGUACAGAAUGCAACGCUUAGCUCAAAAUUCAUUUGGCUUUUCAAACAAAAGAAACAAUGAGAAGAAUACGGUUAAUUACACCUACCAGCGGAAGCGGAACAACAGGAUUGCGGAUGUUCUGAUAAGUAGAGUGAGGGCUUUUUACUCAAGGGAUGAUGUGAGUCGCAUCACAACUGGGAAGAGGCAGACCCUCACUCAGAAGAAAAACAAAAAGCAAAAACGAUUCCUUUUGGAUACCAUGAAAAAUUUACACAGGAAGUUUUUGGCUGAAGAACAAAGCUCCAUCUCUUACUCACUCUUCUGUAAGCUCAGACCUUUUUGGGUUGUUCAUCCGACUCUGAGUGAUCGGGACACAUGCAUGUGCAAGAUGCAUGAGAAUCUGGGUUUUCUUGUCCAGAAGUUACACUACUUGAAAGUAAUCAGCACCAACAAUCUGGAUAACCUUGUGAAAGAGAUCUCAUGUGAGACAGAAAAUGUGAAGUGCAUGUAUGGAGAAUGUUCUGCGUGCAAGGACCUCUCUUGCCCAGUCUCUACAGAGUACAAUCCAGAGAAUAAAGUGUCUUAUAUCCAGUGGGUAAUUGUGGAAAAGCAGCACAAGAAUGAUCCCAAUGGCAAAACAUCUAAAAUCACAAUCAAAAAAGAAUUCCAUACCACUCAAGAAGAAAUGCUGGAACAGCUAAACCUGCUGCUGCACAGGUUCAAGAGACACACUUUUAACAUUAACAAUCAGUUUACCCACUACAGGGCAUUGAGACAAAGCUUAAAAGCACAUGAAUGCUUAAUUCAUGUUGACUUUUCUGAAAAUUACCUCUGCAAGUACAGCAAAGAAAUACAGGCCGUCCACUUCGGAGCAUCACAUCAGCAGGCAACACUGCACACAGGUGUGCUUUAUGUGCAUGCAGCCCCUCACCCGAUGUCCUUCUGCACAGUGUCACCCUCAAGAAUAAAGGGCCCGCCAGCAAUCUGGCAGCACCUGUCCCCUGUGCUAGACUAUGUGCAGAGUGUAUAUCCGGAGGUGUCCACUAUCCAUUUUUACAGCGAUGGCCCUUGCACUCAAUACAAACAAAGGGGUAAUUUGCUCUUGUUUUGUACUGAGCUCUUCAGGCAAGGAUUCACUGCUGGUACUUGGAACUUUUUCGAGGCGAGCCAUGGGAAGGGUGCCCCAGAUGGUGUGGGAGGGGCCCUGAAGAGGAGAGCGGAUAGUCUGGUGAGCCAAGGAAGGGACAUUACUGAUGCUGCAGAGCUGUUUGAGGUGUUGCAAGAGACAAACACAAAAAUCAAGCUGUUUUUUGUCAGCGAGGAAGCAGUUGAUAAAGCAGUUUUGGAGAUGCCCAAUGAUGUGCCACCAAUUCCGUCCAUUAUGAGGAUCCAUCAGGUUGUGUCUCUAGCCCAUGGAGUACUGAUAUACAGGGACGUCAGCUGCUUGUGCACAACAACACAAAAUCUGAACUGUGGGUGCUUUAAUACAAAGCAUUUCAAGUUCAGCAACCAGCAGACGGCUCCCAUGGCUCCCACAGUGACAGAAGAUCAGUGGCAAAGUCUUGAAGUUGUUGGUAAAUGGUGUGUGCUGAAGUACGAUGGUGAUCUAUACCCUGGAGUCAUCACAGAUAUAAGUGAAACGCAAGUUGAGGUCCGCUGUAUGCAAAAGAUUGGGGUCAACAGGUUUUUCUGGCCAGCCCGUGAAGACAUUCUUUGGUACUUGUUUGAGGACAUUGUGUGUAUCAUCCCACCCCCGAGGCCAGUCACAGGUCGUCACAUGGAAAUUGAGAGAGAAGUCUGGGCCAAACUAGAAUCAGCUUUUUAGAAAGGGUCAGACAAGUUUGUUUUCAUGAAUUCAGUGCCAUUCUAGCUAAAACACUGUUCGGUGUAUUUUCUGCAACUGAACAUUUUUUGUUUUGAACGUGAAGAUGGAGAGAACCCAAGAGCCAGGAACACCCACCAUGGCACAUACACCCGCCACACUUCAUCUCCAUUCUCUCAGUCUCUCCUUCUUUGUCUCCUUCUUUAUCUUUCCAUCGUUUUUGCUGACAAACUACAAGCAUGUUCCUUUACGUUCCUUCACAUCUCUCUCACACACAAGCCAUGCACACUCACAGACACACACACACACACACACACACACACACUCACUCACUCACUCUCUUUCUCUCUCUCACACACACACACAGAGAGAGAGAGAGUACAGAUACUCAGUCCUGUUACUCAGCGUUCAUUCCUGUUACGCAAUGUUCAGUCCUGUUAUUAAAUUGUUUUUCUCUAAAAAAUAAAGAUAAACCACUGUUUUUCUCAA